UUAAUUUAUGAUAUUUAGCAGAUAUAUUUUGUGUUAGAUACGUGCAUAUUACUCUGUUACUUGAAAAAAAAAAUCAGACAUAGACACCUUUGUGUAUACAUAUUUACGUUUAAUAGGAAAAGCGUACAUAACUUCUUAUAUAAGUGGAUUCCCUACAUUUUCUUUUUCACCUGUGUACCCUGGUUAUUAAGCGAAACCAUAACAAUUUUUUAAUAUUUAUCUUUGAUACAAAUUCAAAGACAAUAUAUAUAUACAUAUACAUGUAUGUUCUUUUCAAGCAUAUGACAUGUUAAACUGGUUAUUUAUUCGUGUCUAAAAUACAUGAGUCAAUAAAUUAAUAUUGCCUAAAAUAGAAGAAUAUAAUGAAAAUACUUGUGACAGGCGGCGCAGGAUAUAUCGGUUCAACAUUAGUACCUAUGCUAUUAGAAAAAGGGCAUGAGGUAACGGUUUUGGAUACAUUAAGUUGGGGAGUCAAUUCAUUGAUGCACGUCGCAAAUGACACUAACCUGAUAAUAGUACAGGGUGACGUGAUCGAUCGAAAACUUGUUGCUGAAGUGAUGAUUGGUCAGGACGCAAUAAUUCAUCUUGCAGCAAUAGUUGGGUAUCCUGCUUGUGAUUCGAACCCAGAUUCUGCAUUAGCAACAAAUGUAUCUGGAACAAAAAAUAUCGCGGAUUUGAAAUCAAGUAAUCAAAUCUUGAUAUUCGCUAGUACAGGUUCUUGUUACGGUGCUGUUGACGGUAUUUGUACAGAAGACACACGCCUUCAACCACUGUCUUUGUAUGGAAAAAGUAAAGUAGAAGGAGAAGGGAUUGUUCGUUGUGUAGGAGGCAUCGUCCUUAGAUUCGCAACAUUGUUUGGCUUAUCACCAAGAAUGAGACUGGAUCUAUUGGUUAAUGAUCUGACGUUUAAAGCAUUAAAUUACAAACAUAUUAAAUUAUAUGAAGGUGGCUUCAGGAGGACAUUUCUUCAUGUCAAAGAUGCAGCGCGGGCAUUUAUUUUUGCACUUGAAAAUGCUAAGAUUAUGUCUGGGCAAGCUUAUAACAUCGGCGAUGAGAAACUUAAUAUGACAAAAUUACAAGUUGUGGAAGUGAUACAGGAUAUUUUACCAGACUGUGACGUUACAACUGUGUAUUCAGAAUCUGAUAAUGAUCAAAGGGAUUAUGAGGUUUCAUAUGUAAAGAUCUUUGAAUUAGGUUUUCAACAUACAAUAUCGAUUAAACAGGGAAUAAGAGAAAUGCUUAAAGUGUUUCCAUUUAUAUCUAUUCGGGAAAAAAUAAAGUAUUUUAACGUUUAAAUUAUCAAAAAUUAAUUUUCCGAUUUCACGUAUAUAUUGACCAAUAAGGUAAUAAAUCCUUAAGAUACAAGGGCUUUUAUUUAGUCUAGCUAAAUUUGGCAAAUAUCUAAAUCUGCAUUAGAAUAGAAAAAGUGGAGAAGCUAAUACAUAUAUGUAAUACAGUGCCAAGUCUGUAAAUUAGAAUAUAUAAGAGAGACUUCGAAUAUAGGAAACCGCGUAACUCUACACAACCAACACAUACGCUAUGUCAGAAGAGCUCUUUUUUUGUAAGCAGUCACAUAGACAACUGUACAGAUAUAAUACCAAAAUAUAGGAUUUCCGAUUUUUCAAAAAGUUCACAGAUAGUACAGUUAGCAGAAAGCAUAUGGAAUUGAACUUUAUAAGACAAUUAAAACUUAGACUGAACAGAGACGGUGAAAAUAACACAACAACAACAUAAAUUAAUAUUCAAACAAUUUAUGCUGCAUAUCAGAAUAUCAGAGACGACAACGUCACCUAAGUUCGACGAAAAUAUAGACGACGUCUUUCUAUUAGAAUGUUAAUAUCCUUCUGAUGAUUAUUUUGUUGAAACCGGUUGAAGAAUGAAUGAUAAGUUAUAAUUGUAACGUUAUAUAUAUAUUGCGGGGUAAAAAGAUUGAAAGAAAUGCAUUUUUUGAUAUUUACAUGGUUUAAUUCAGUUAAAUUACAAGUUAAAAAUCUCAACCGGUCUCACAUUAAUAUGGAUCUUCAGGAGAAUGUUAAUGACGUGGUCGUCAGGCAACCACGUUAUCAAUAAUGACGUAACUUAUGUAAAUGAUAAUAAUGUUUAACUGUGGUUUGUAUCAUUGAACAAUAUAUAAAAUAUGAAAUAAUGCAUAAAUUUCGUAAUUGUUGAUUCUGCAAAUAUUUAUAUAAGUAGUAAUAAUUAUUUUGCAUUCAGAGAUAGUUUAAAUAGAUUGAUGAAAUAUGUUUCUUUCAUCAUCCGAAUGGUAUUAUUAUUUUCUUUCGGCCUAUAAAGUGGGAAUAUUUUGAAUUUCGGUGCACAUUUUUUUUCACAGUUUGCUAUAUGUCUGCUUACUGGAAGUAUUGCCGGGUCUGCUUGUCUUAUGUGUUGAUUAUAUAGUGUUACACUAUUUCUUAGAUUGUUGGUUUCUCCUAUAUAAUCUUAUUUACAGCCAGAGCAGCGUAUUACGUAUAUCACAUUCCUAAGUUCGCAAGUUGCUGAAAAAUUUAUUUUGAAAAAUGUACCGCUUCUAAAUGUAUGUGUUCCCGUUUAGAAGAUGGGGGCAUAAUCCACCGUUUGCUCUGCCACAUUUCGUGAUUCCCUAUUAUUGUUUUCGUCAUCAAAUUUAGCGCGUGUUAAUAAUUUCUUAAGAUUAGCUGGUUGUCUUUUACUUAAGAAAUAAUAAAUAUGUUCCUAUAUUUUAUCAGUUAAUAAAAUAUGGGCAGCAGUUUGGAUGCGUAAUAAUUAAAUCACGAGUGCGUAGCAAGAGUGAUUUAAUUAUUCGCAUCCAAAGAACUGUCCAUGUUUUAUUAAUUGAUAAAAAUAUUGGAACAUAUUUAUCUUUUCGAUUCUAACAACGCAAAUAAUACACAUUUUACAAUACUACAUUUUCAGCGUAAUAAGUCAUUCGGGGCAUAUGCUGUUACAAUUUACCCCCUAUGGUCAGAAAGUGCUGCAUAGCCAAUGGAACGUAUAGAUAUUUGUCUUUUUUUUAUCAGAAGUUUGGGUAGUAUUUAUGAAUUAGUAACAACUAGCAAACUAAUUAUGAAGAAAAUCAUCAAAUUAGGCGAGUUGACCCUGUGUUACGAGUUACGAGCUUAACUUUAUAUGACGUCACAUCAUUAUGACGUCAUACUUUAUGUCAUACAUUUAUGACGUCACCGCUGAAUCAUAAUCAAGCUAAUUGAAUUCGCUUUUAGAGAUCAAAACGUGUUUUACGGUCCUACACAUAGGUCAGUCAUAUUUAUGUUUUUGAAAUACUGUUUUCAACCGUUUGGCCCUGAAAUAAUUCGUAUGUAACGGAACUGAAGUAGAAUCUCUUA
This is a messenger RNA of Mercenaria mercenaria, 3320 nucleotides long. Its product is annotated as GDP-D-glycero-alpha-D-manno-heptose dehydrogenase-like. The record is from RefSeq and is a predicted model, not a curated record. Lineage: Eukaryota; Metazoa; Mollusca; Bivalvia; Venerida; Veneridae. Bases 363 to 1295 code for a protein of 310 amino acids. The transcript has a single exon.